Nannizzia gypsea CBS 118893 is the source of this 576-nucleotide messenger RNA. RefSeq lists its product as hypothetical. The transcript has a single exon. The coding region runs from base 1 to 576 and encodes 191 amino acids. The record is from RefSeq and is a predicted model, not a curated record. NCBI's taxonomy places the organism in Eukaryota, Fungi, Ascomycota, Eurotiomycetes, Onygenales, Arthrodermataceae.
AUGUCGGGCCCAUCCACAAACAUCUGUGGUUGUGAAAAUUCUGCAAGUUCUCUUGCAUCUUGUCUUCCAUCUAAAGGCACCUUCGACUUCAGUAUCCUCGCAUCUAUCAAUCAACCACUAAACGAUUACUGGAAGCUUGUCGAGGCUUGCAAACAUCCUAUCCAUAGUCACGCUCUUGUCUCUGCUGCUAUCCAUAUAUCCGAGACCAUCUUUUCCCUAUGCGAUGCUGCAUGUGCCUCCUACGGCCUCUUCGAGGGCGGUGUUACAGCCAGUAUCGAUAAUGACAAAAUAUCGAUGGCGGUAUGCUCGAACGACGACGGUAGCACUUCUCUAUCCUGGAAGUGUUCUAAAAUCCCCAUGUUGCUGGGUAAAUUUGCCCUCCAAGGAGAAGAAGAAAGUCUCUUAGCUCGACAGAUUAUCUGUGGGGUGUUGACGAAUCUGAGUAGUCUGCUGCGCGAGAUGGGUUCCCGUGAUAAGACAUCUGGCUCACCCAGCUUGUGUGGCCGCGAGGAUGGACAAGUCGGUCGCAUACUCUCGAGCAUUUUAUCGCUCUUGGGCAAGGUGUCAUCUGAGUAG